UCCAUCCACCCCUCAAGCGUAUCCCAGCAGCACAACAUCAACACCCUUCCCGCAUCUUGGCUUUCCCGGGACUCUUUUCCCAAACAACCUCAAGCAAGAUGAACACCCACUCUCCCUACUCCCCCCAACCAUCGUCCAUCUCCCAACUAUCCCACCUCAACCCCCACGCCCACCCCCAUGCCCACAGUCAUAGCCCGAGGACAGUAUCCAUCACGAUGGAAGAUUAUCUGGCGGAUGAUGGAGGGGAGGAACAUCAGUUGAAUAUGGAUAUGGUGCAUGAUUUCGGGGGAGAGGGGAUGGGGGUGGAUAUGCGCGAGUUUACUAGGCAUGAUGACCUCGACGAAACGAUCUCGCACCACGAACUAACAGGCUCCACCCCCCACCCACCUACCUCUGCAACGUCAGCUUCAGCGAACGACGGUAGCAACUACGGCCAGGCUCAAACCCAGGCGCGCGCUACUCCUCGUACUACCGGGCGGGAAGAGAGGAGUGCGAGUGGGCGUGUUGGAGGGGAGGGCAGGCCGGGGAGCGCGAGUGGGGCGAGUCAGGGGAGUGCGGGGUUGGAUAGUAUGUUUCAGACGGAGACGGGGUUGGAUGAAGAUGACGACGACGACGAAGACUCUACCAGCACCAAACGCCGCAAAGGCGACAAAGGCUCCGCUUUCGAAACCGAAAAAGACACCCAGCGGCGCAAGAUCAAAAUCGAAUACAUCUCGGACAAAUCCCGGCGCCACAUCACCUUCUCCAAGCGUAAAGCGGGGAUCAUGAAGAAGGCGUAUGAGCUGUCGAUUCUGACAGGGACGCAGGUGUUGUUGUUGGUGGUCAGUGAGACGGGGUUGGUUUAUACUUUUACGACGAGUAAACUGCAGCCGUUGGUGCAGAAGCAGGAGGGAAAGUCUUUGAUCCAGGCUUGUUUGAAUGCGCCAGAAGGAUUCGGACCAGACGGCGAACCAGCCGACGCCGGGCCUGUACCAGCUACAAAAGCGAAAAACGGUGGCCUCGCCAUCCGGCCGCACAAACUCACGCCCCAGGCUACAGCAGCUAUGGCGGCUUCUGCCCAUGCCGCGAGUGGUCUCCCCAAUGACAUGCCGAGUUCAUCCCAUUCCCACCUCCCGCCUCAGAACCAGGCUCAGGCGCACGCGCAACAACAGCUCGACGCCGUCUCGGCCCUCGGCGUCGGCCAAGGGUCCCCCAGCUCCCGGCCCAAGAAACGGAUGCCCUCCAAACGCCGUACAGCGUCUUCAGUUGGAGGAGAAUCGAAACCCGACCUUUCGCUUCCACUCCCUUCAGAGAUGCCGCCCGUGCCGCCUAUACCCGACAUCCACCGUCCCCCACCCGCCUCGUCUUCUCAUUCACAACAGAGUACGCCCCAACCGAGGAUGAUGCCCAACCCGGGCGCGGGGGCGGUUCAGCAAUCGCCGUUGACGACGGGGCAGUUCCAUCUACCGGCGGAAUACCAUCAUCAUGCGCAUCCGGGCCAGCCGACGGGGGGCGCGGGGGCGGGGCAUUAUUAUCAGCCGGCGCCGGAGGGGACGUUUUAUUAUGCUUCUUCGCCUGCGGCUCCGCCUACGCCUUCUUCUGUUUCUGGGCCGGGACAGGGGCAUGGGGAUGGAGCGGGGCAAGAUGGGGGGCAAGGAGGAGGAGGGGGAGGAGGGGGCCAAGGGGGGCAAGGGUAUGUGUUGCAGCAACAUCCGCACAUGUUUCAUAACCCCUCGCCGCAACAACAUCAGCAGCAUCAGCAGCAUCAGCAGCAUCAACAGCAGCAGCAGCAGAGGGAGAGGGAGAGGUUGAUGGGGAUUGGGAUUUGAGCCGCGGCGUUUUCUUGGUGGUCUUUGUCUUGUCGGGCGAUUUUUUUAUGACGAAUAUAUCCACCCUUUCUCUUCUAUACGUACUCUAUCAUCUAAUAGCUACUUUACAUCGCCUAGCUUCACUUACCCUAUCCUCACAUUAAUAGAUACUCAACCCUUUUUUUUGUAAUUCUCUUGGUUGUUUUUUUGUUGACAACGUCCCUCACACUUUCUUCUCUCUUCUAUGAUUAUGGCGGUGGCUAUCUAUAUAUUCCCCGGAUUUUUCUUGGAUACCCUUGAUAUAUGAUAUUGAUAUUGCUAUACACAGUAUGAUUAUGCGAUUAAUGCGC
Messenger RNA from Cryptococcus amylolentus CBS 6039, 2137 nucleotides. RefSeq lists its product as hypothetical. The record is from RefSeq and is a predicted model, not a curated record. Gene Ontology annotation, biological process: positive regulation of transcription by RNA polymerase II. The transcript is spliced from 6 exons. Gene Ontology annotation, molecular function: DNA-binding transcription factor activity, RNA polymerase II-specific; RNA polymerase II cis-regulatory region sequence-specific DNA binding; protein dimerization activity. NCBI's taxonomy places the organism in Eukaryota, Fungi, Basidiomycota, Tremellomycetes, Tremellales, Cryptococcaceae. Bases 99 to 1808 code for a protein of 569 amino acids.